CUGCUCGUCUGACCAUGGCGCCGUUGCGCUUCUCGGCCAAUCUAUCAUGGCUGUUCCCCGAGCUCCCCAGCCUCCCCGAGCGUCUCAGGGCCGCGGGCAGCGCGGGCUUCGAGGCCGCCGAGGUGGCCUUCCCCUACUCGGAGCCCCCGGAGGCGCUUGCAUGCGCGGCGCAGGAAGCAGGACUGCGGCUGGUUCUGAUCAACACACCCCUGGGAGACCCAGAAAAGGGGGAAAUGGGGCUGGGGGCCGUUCCUGGGAGACAGGCAGCUUUCCGAGAGGGAUUGGAACAGGCUGUGCUCUAUGCGAAGGCUCUGGGCUGCCCCAGGAUUCACCUGAUGGCUGGCCGCGUGCCACAGGGGACUGACCGAGCAGUUGUCAGCGGGGAGAUGGAGGCGGUUUUCCUGGAGAACCUGAGGCACGCAGCUGGGGUUUUGGCUCAGGAGAACCUCGUAGGACUGCUGGAGCCCAUCAACACCCGCAUCACUGAUCCCCGGUACUUCCUGGAUACCCCCCAGCAGGCGGCAGCUAUCUUACAGAAGUUGGGAAGACCCAACCUCCAGUUACAAAUGGACAUGUUCCACUGGCAGAUCAUGGAUGGGAACCUGACGGCGAACAUCCGGGACUUCCUGCCCCUCGUUGGACACGUGCAGGUGGCACAGGUCCCAGGUCGAGGGGAACCCGACAGCCCCGGAGAACUGAACUUCCCCUACCUCUUCCAGCUGCUGGAGGAUGGAGGCUACCAAGGCUUUGUGGGCUGCGAGUACCGGCCCCAAGGAGACACCUCAGAGGGUUUGGCAUGGCUGCGUUCCUACUGGGACAGGCGGGGCCACCCACAGGCUGGCCAGUGAGGUACACCACCCGUGUGCCUCUGUGGAUCGGCGAGCAUUCUGUGGCCUCUCCUCUGAAUUAAAGACACCCCGUAGAACGGAA
Molecule: messenger RNA, 930 nt
Organism: Echinops telfairi (small Madagascar hedgehog)
Lineage: Eukaryota; Metazoa; Chordata; Mammalia; Afrosoricida; Tenrecidae
Gene: HYI
Product: hydroxypyruvate isomerase (putative)
Exons: 8
Coding region: 15-848 (277 amino acids)
Biological process (GO): glyoxylate metabolic process
Molecular function (GO): hydroxypyruvate isomerase activity
Source: RefSeq, a predicted model, not a curated record